Messenger RNA from Anthostomella pinea, 1329 nucleotides. NCBI's taxonomy places the organism in Eukaryota, Fungi, Ascomycota, Sordariomycetes, Xylariales, Xylariaceae. The record is from the annotation of a GenBank genome assembly.
AUGACCAGAGGAUUGCUUCUAGUCGCCGCCUCACUGGCAAUUGUAUCCGGACUGCUUGGAACGGUAGAGGCGCAAAGCAAACUGGUGUUCGCGCAUUACCUGAUCGGAACGGUCGACCCUGCGACAAAUCAUGCGCAGCUCGACAUCGACCAGGCACAAGCUGCUGGCUUCGACGCUUUCGCGCUGAACAUUGGGGCACCGUCGGCGUCGUGGGCGCUCAACACGACGGACCAGCUAUUCGACUAUGCGGACAGCGUGGGCUUCAAGCUCUUCUUCAGCUUCGACCUCGGACAAGACGGCACCCUCGGGGACUUCGACGCCAUCUACACGGAGUACUCUGAUCGUGACUCGUACCUGCACUACGGAGAUUCGAAUUUGCCCCUGGUCUCGUCGUACAGCGGCGGAUCCCUAGGUGCUUCGGCCUGGGAAUCGUUCAAGACGACAUACAAUGUCUAUCUCAUCCCGAACCCCGAGGCUGACGGCAGCUACUAUAGCGAUCCGGCGACCUUUUGGGGGACCUGGGGCUCCGCUCUUGAUGGCGUUUUCUCGUGGGAGACGGCUUGGCCGAAGCAAUCUGAUUCGCCUGUCAAUGUUUCGGCCAGUCAGGAUCAGGUCGUCAAAUCGGGCGCUGAUGCCGCUGGGAAGGCCUACAUGAUGGGUCUUUCGUCCCUGCAGUAUAAGCAUCUGGAUGGUUCGAACUGGUACCGAUCUGGCGAGGGAAAUUUCGCCCAGCGUAUGCAACAGAUCCUCACGGUUUCACCGCAGUUCGCUGAGGUCAUAACCUGGAACGACGCAGGCGAAAGCCACUACAUCGGCAACACCUGGGUCGAGGCCGACAUACCCGACUACGGCAACUCGGCCACGACGCCGCACUCGGGAUGGCAGUCGGUCAUCACCUCCUUCAUCGCAGCGUUCAAGUCCGGCGCCACCUCGACAAGCAGCAUGGUGCCAGCCGGCAACGCCCAGUUCGCAGGCGCCAUGUGGUACCGGCCCGUGUUGACGUCGUGCGUGACCCAAAGCGGCUCUGACGGAACGCCGCCGGGCUACCAGGCUGGCGUCGACGCUGUCAACUACGCCGUCGUGCUGCCUGCCGAUGCUAGCGGAUACACUGUGAAGGUCUCGAGUGCCGGGACUGUCAUACGGACCGACACUGUUGGUGCGGGCCUCAGCUUCAAUACCGUCGCGGGAAUGGUGCAGGGUGCUCAGACCUUGCAGCUGUUUAAUAGCUCGGGAGAUCUGGUUGCCAGUGCUUCUUCUUCUGUGGAUGUUGGUGACUCGCCUGUCGAUGGGUUUUGCGAUUUCAACUAUGAGGUUGUUGGGUUGUCUUGA